Molecule: messenger RNA, 1641 nt
Organism: Cladophialophora immunda
Lineage: Eukaryota; Fungi; Ascomycota; Eurotiomycetes; Chaetothyriales; Herpotrichiellaceae
Exons: 2
Coding region: 1-1641 (546 amino acids)
Biological process (GO): DNA-templated transcription
Molecular function (GO): DNA binding; zinc ion binding
Source: RefSeq, a predicted model, not a curated record
AUGCGCGACUUCGCCAUCGAGUCGCCAAGAGCCCCCUCGGUCGCCGGCUCGGUCGUCGCAAACGGCUUUGUCCAAGACACGAUCGAAGCGGGCGGCGGGACGGUCACGAUCCCCAGACGCGAUCAACGGCAGAUGCGCCAGUCUUGCCCGAGCAGGGGCAAAGGGGCCUAUUUUGGUCCGUCGUGUCCUCUGCACGUCUCCUCGCCAUCCGACACCCGCGGACAGGACGAUGCCGGGCCGAUCCCGCGCGUCCACGUGGACAUGGACUCGGCCAGGCUCAAGUCGGUGCUCAUCGACAGCUAUUGUCGCUUCCAGAAAUGCACCGUCGACCUGGUGCAUCGAGAAAGCUUCCUGUCACACCGCAAAGAGGGCCUGAGAUCUCAGUACUAUUCGACUUUCUACGAAAACUCGGCCCUGGCCUGUAGUGCCCGCCUGAGCACGUCCGCCGCGGUGCGGGCCUUGAGCAGCGCCUAUGCCAAACGUGCAAAGGCCGACUUGGUGGCUGAGCUCCAGGAUCCUAACCUUGCCACUGUCCAAGGUUUGCUCCUCCUCAGCGACUACGAAAUGAGCGAGGGCCAUGAUCGAGUGGGAUGGAUUUACUGUGGAAUUGCCUGUCGCAUCCUCAUCGAUCUCGGUCUGCACAAGGAACCCGUGGAUACGACCCGAGAUAUCGAUUUGGAUCCGAACCACGCCCACAUCUGCGCCUCGGCCACGGCAGGCUGCCUCGUCUACGAGACGCUGUGGUGCUUCUAUCUGGGCCGUCAGAGCACACUUUCCGUGUCCGGGAUGCCCCUCGCCGUCUCAAUCGCCGAUGCCUCCGAGAAUGUGACCCUGCGGCCCUGGCUCGACCUCUGUGUCUUCCUGGCCGAGAUCACUGCCCUCAUCAACGACCAGGCGAGCAUCGACAACAGAACCAUUGACCGACUUUCCGAGCUGGAGCAGGGACUCCGGCACUGGCACAAGAAUCUGCCCGCCUCGAUUGCCCUGGACCAGAACAACAUCAGUGCCCUCGACUCGGCCGCCUACGGUCUGCACAUGCAGUUCCUGCGGGUUCAGAUCCUGUUGCACUCGCUCCCCAGCGUCAACUCGAGGAAGCGCAAGCACAGCGACCACGGCUACGCGUCGCCCAACCCUGUGCUCCGCGGGUGGUCGCCUGAGGCGUCGCAGGAAGUCCUCCACCACAAUGCCGUCACCAUCAUCCAGCUCGCGGUGACGUAUCGCGAGACCUUUGGGGUGGAGACGACGCCGUCCAUCGUGCUGGACAAUCUGUUCGUCGCGGCCACCGCGCUGAUCGCGCACCUCCGCCGACUGCCACCACAAUCCAUCGACGACACGGGCGUCCACUGGCUGAAGCUGGCCGACGAGAUGCUCGAAGCCCUCCAGGUCCAUUUCCACAUCACCGCGCGCAUGCGGCGGACGCUGGCGUGUCUGGUCGAGGAUCACCCGCGCAUUUCACACCUCUUCUCCACGCCGGGCCGUUCUGCGGCGGAUGCGUACCGUGUGGCCGACGACGAUACCAAAGACCCCGACCAAGGCGCCUGGGGGUCUUAUGAGGCGGUCAUGAAUGACUUCAUCUUCGACCCGUACCUGUUGAAUAUGAGUGAAUUCCCCGAUAUUGGAGGAGACUUUGCUUCUUCAUAG